UUCACUUGAGAAGUCACCUGACGUACGAUGUGCUGUUGAUGUGUAUAUUGCAAGCAAGGAAAGAAGACAACGUUUAAAGAUUAGAAAUGAGUGUCUUUAAGUCCAUAAAAGGGACUUUACAGAGCGUUCAAAAUGAUAUAAGUGCAGGGUUCAAAUCAUUGCGAGAGGGAGCUCAGAGUGGAGUGGCAACUGAAUUGAAGAAACUGUCUUUGCAGGAUAAUGUCAACUAUGAUGCUGGGGCAGAUAUUCUCAACAUGUACCAACAACACUGGUCAUCCAUCCACCUGGCAUCAGAGGAGAAUGCCAAAAAAGCACAGCAAUGUGAUGAAACAAUCACUAGUCUCUACCAGUUAUGUCAGAGACAGUCAGACCUCAUGAGCCAAUUGAGUUUGGAGCUGUCACACUUGCCAAAACUUGUUCAAGAUAUUGAACUUAUAAGCAGGAAAAUUGCAUCUCUAAGUUCACAGUUUGAGGAUGUGGAAAAAUUGUUGGUUUCCCUGGAACAAGUGUGUGAGCAGCAGGAGCUGGAGAGGAGUAAACUGAACCACAGGUAUCAGCUGGCACUGUACAAGGAGAAGAAGAAGGCAGAUUUGGAGCAGAUGAAAGUUAAGCUGGCAGGGGAGCAUGUUGUAAGGGUGCGGGAUUAUGAACUAAGUUGUCAGUUAAGGAUGAAGGAAAGACAAGAAGCCUAUGAGCAAGCAUUUGAAGAGGAAAUGGAAUACUACAAGACUUAUGGACAGAUGCAAAGACAACCCAGUUCUGAUAGUGGUCAGCCAGUGGACCUUGCAGAAGUGUCCAUAGAAGAGGAUCCUAAUGCCCUCAAUGACUUCCUAGACUCCACUGAACUGGACCCAGCACAGCCAGCCACAGAGCUUGAUGAAGCUACAGAGGCCAGGGAAACUGAAGAUUGUUACAUAUACGAUGAUGAUGAAGUAACACCAGAUAAACAGUCUGACAUGACAAAAACUGAGAGUAAGCCUCGCUCUGACACAGUAACCUCAAGUUGCAGUGUACCUGCUGACAGAGAGACACAGGAGGGAUUUAUUGAUGAUGAACUGGAAGACCAUACUUUACAGCAAGAUCAGCCAAGCUAGCACUAGGCUUGGCAGAAAUGGUUUAAGUUCAAACUCAAUAGUAAACAUAUGGGCUUCCAUACUAACUGAAUAACAUCUUAAGUGGGAUUUGGUGAUUUUAGUUUAUUGGAUUGCUUGGUUGAUUUCACUUCGAUUCGAUUUUAUCCAGUUUAGCUGUGUUAAAAUACCAUCAAGUGUAUUAAAUGGUGCUUAAUUUACAUUCCACAUGAAUUCAAUGCACAUUCAGUAAUUUUGUAUUUUGUGAGUUUAUCAAGUGAGAAUAUUCUUAAAACUCAAAUAGAACCAACAUGUUGGGUUCAUUGGUUGAGGGAUCAUUGAAUUUUAGUUAGUCAGCAAAUAUAUUAGGUAAAUAUUGAUAGAGAGAAUUAAACUCUGGGUUUCCUUUAUGCCAGUGGCAUCAUUUUAUUGGAAACAGUCGUGAUAUAUUAAUAUCAUGAUAAAAUGAAAAAAAUAUGCAAAAUCUGGUUUACAAAAGGACAUAGAUUGAAAAUCAUUCUUUAAUUAGCUACCAAGAAUCUUAGCAAAUAAACUUGCAUUUCACAUGGAAUUUGAAGAACCACUAGCCUCAUUUUUAUGUACAAACGCUAUCCAGACAGCAUUGGCAUGCAUAUGGUGUUAGCCAAACAUCAACAACCUAAUGUUAGCCCUGUCGAUGUUGAUCCAAUGUUACCUUGCUCUAACCUUUGUAAUAUAGUAGAAAGUCAUUAUAAGCUUAACCUACCAAGAAUCCUAGUAAACUUGUGUUUUACAUAGAAUAUGAAAAACCACUAGCCUCACUUUUGUGUGCAAACAAAUUACCCAGAUACAUGUAGCAAGACAGCAUUGGCAUGCAUAUGGCAUUAGCCCAACUUCAACAACCUAGUGUCAACAUUUUUCUUCAAACUCUUGUGAUUAUUUGUCCUAAAAUGUGGGUCAAAAAUGGGCAAGAAAUGAUUAUUUCUUACAUUUUCCCAUUUAUAUUUCUUAAAUAAUUUGGUCUUUUGACACUCUCAUCCAAAUGGUAACUGUUUUAACCUAAACCUGCUGCUGGGGUUACCUGUGGGCUUUAAAUACCUGUCAAGUUUGAAAUGGGGAUGCCUUACAAUUUAUUUAAUAAUGUCGGUCUUGGUCAGUUUCCCAGGCCUCAUAACUCCAGAACUAGAAGUGAGUCUCCCUAUUGCUAUUGGAUUGAAUGGGAAAUCAUAGUUGGCAAAUCCAAAGUUGAAUAUGACUAUGAACCACUUUCUGCUGCAAAUUGUACUUCCUUGAAUAUUGUUCUAAUUUUGCCAGUAUUUUAAUACUAAAAUGUGUACACUGACACAGGUUAUCUGUACAUGUCAGAUUUACAUGGUUUGUUCUAAACAUUUUAUGAAUUUAAAAUUUUUACUUAUCAUUGUGGUGACAAUUUAUUUUUAAAUACCCAAGUAUGUACAUUAUAUAUUUUUGUAAAUGGAUAGCAAAACCUUCACACCAAUAUUACAAAAUGGCUGUGCAUAGCUGCUUUAAAGUCAUUUUUGAAAAACUGGUUCUAGGCUUUUGUGGGUAUGCAUAUGUGGACUCUUGGGUUAUAUGGAUAUUAAUAUUAGCAAGUUUCAUGGUUUUUUUUUUUCAUUAUACUUUUAUUUUUUGAAAACCAUCCAAGAUGAUCUGUACAGAACAUCAAUACAAACUUUUAUCAUAAUGGAGAUCCAGAAAGGAAUAAAAGUGCGCUUCUAAGUAAUAAAUGGAAAUUUUAUCAAACUUGAAGUACACUUUGCAGCAAUAGUAUUUUAAAUAAAAGACAUGACUUGUAA
Lingula anatina is the source of this 2866-nucleotide messenger RNA. Its product is annotated as dysbindin. Gene Ontology annotation, cellular component: cytoplasm. Gene Ontology annotation, biological process: negative regulation of protein kinase activity. The record is from RefSeq and is a predicted model, not a curated record. NCBI's taxonomy places the organism in Eukaryota, Metazoa, Brachiopoda, Lingulata, Lingulida, Lingulidae.